This is a messenger RNA of Suillus discolor, 2382 nucleotides long. RefSeq lists its product as uncharacterized. Bases 1 to 2382 code for a protein of 793 amino acids. Gene Ontology annotation, molecular function: actin binding. NCBI's taxonomy places the organism in Eukaryota, Fungi, Basidiomycota, Agaricomycetes, Boletales, Suillaceae. Gene Ontology annotation, biological process: actin cytoskeleton organization. The transcript has 4 exons. The record is from RefSeq and is a predicted model, not a curated record.
AUGGCCGUUCUCGCACCACAAGAUUGGCACCCACCUCGCGAUCAUACAACAAUGGAUUCACGUCCUCAACCAAACGAGCAACAGUCUAACAUACCCAUCCAACCUUAUCCAUACCCAGUUCAACAGCCUCAUGGCACUUGGACUCCAAGUCCAAAUGCUCAACCCUUUUACCCUUCUUACUACCAACAACAACAACAGCAACAACAACAGCAACAGCAACAGCAACAACAACCUCAUCAAAAUCCUUAUUUCGAUCCUCAGGCAAAUGCUCAACUUGCUCAGUGGGCAUAUCAGCAGAUGAUGUAUUCUCAACAACAACAACAUCCUCGUCCUGAUUACUUUAACCCAACCCAAUUAUUCUCCCCUUUUCCAAGUGGAACUCCCCCUCCUCAUGCUCAUCAUCAGAGUUACCCCCCUCCUCAAGUACAACGUUCAGUAUCAUCAGAUGCAGCUCAAUAUAAUGGCUUUCAUCCAUAUCGCCGUCCAAAUAAUACCCGUCCUCAAGAACAUCAGGAAUGGCGUGCCCAACCUCCUUAUGCACGCGGUGAAGCUUCCGCUUCUACAACUUCUGUUAAUUCUUCUUCCUCUCACGGCGGAGCACCACGCCAACGGACAACAAGCCAGGGUCAAGUUCCAUCUCGUCCAAGGAUCCCAACAACAACAACAGCAACAGAAAAUCCACGUCAACGUACAGGAAGCAAUUCAUCAUCCACUAACAACCGUCCACACAACCGCACCCCAUCUACCUCCUCUACAAACUCAUCAUCAACUCCACGCCCUUCCCUAUCUAAUCCUCCAUCUAGGUCUUCCACGUCAACAGCUACAACUCCCCAAUCCGCUUCUUCUUCCCAUGCUCGUCCAGUCCGGCCCUCCCCGCUAAGUCAAGGCACAUACACUGCUGCGGAAAAGCGCAUGUCACGUGAUGACUCCGAUCUCGCAGCUAUCCUCGAAGGUACUUCCAUCGGUGCAAAAACAGGUGGCAUCAAAGGCAGACUCCGUCGUGCACUCAGUCUCAAUGCCGCUCAAGCCUUGCAAGAAGAGGAAGAACAACCCUCUGCCGGUGCAAGCACAACAAAAACCACUCCAACAACCCUCCCUGACCCUGACGCCGCCAGCACCGCCACAGUUCAGACCAAGAAAAAAGGUCGUGCAGCAUCCUUGUUCAACUCCCGCCUCAACGCGAGCACAGACAACAUCUCUCUUUCAUCUACGAUGUCCUCUGCUUCCGUCGUCAUCCGUAAGAUCGGCUCAAUUGGAAAGCUCGCGAGGCGGAACAGCCUGGCAGGAAUAACUUCCCUGUUCAAAGACAAGAACAAGUCUUCUGAAGGCACUGAUGAUAACGGCAAGAAGAAAAAGAAAAAAGAAAAGGACGCAAAAGGCGAUCUCGUAGCUCCUGCUCUUUCCCACGCUGUUGCUGAGCUCGAUCGUGGCGAUUGGAGCAGUCCAGAGAUGAGUGGAUUGAGUCCUGCUGCUAAACUUGCCCGCCAGCAUACACUCAAGAGUAAUGCCGAGGCUGCUGCUGCAGCAAAGGUACGCGUCGAGCCCGUCCAGCCUCAGCCGAAUGGGAUCCAUGUUCCUGCUGCGUGGGAGAAGAAUACUGCUACAAGGACCGGCGAAUCGAGUGCCAGGGUCAAUGAGGAUGGGACGAGGGUCUUGGUCGAGGAGGAGGAUGAGAGUGAUGAUGGACAUGCCUAUCCUGCUGCACAGAAUUUUAUAUCGGAAGGCUGGGAUGACGAUGAAGUCUGGGAUGAGGAUGGGGAGGAGGACCUUACUAUUCGUGUAGCGGGCGAAGACGAGGAGGUCGUCGCUUGGGCGACCAAUAUCAGGCGUAGCGUCGAGCGUCAAAGAACGCCUGCAAAGGGCAUCCUUAAAGGUGCUGAUAAUUACUCGCAAGAGGUGUAUAAUGGUGAGACCGUGGUGAACCCUGCUAUUCGCAUACGCUCGAAUUCAUAUAAUUCGCAUCCGGCGCAAUCAUCCGAGCUGGGUCCACUCGCUCGCAUACCCUCUCCCGAUCCAGACCAUAUCGAUGGCCUGCACCGACACGCCUCGCAUUCAAGCAACGCACCCGCAGGAGAGAAAGAAAGGAGCAUAUUUACCCUCUCCAACUCAUCCGCCCCAGCCCUAUCAACGAUCCCUACGACCCCACCAACGCUGACCCACCGCUCAGCGACGACGCCUGCCAAAAGGCUCGUGUUUGCAAAUAAUCUGUCAGUUUAUGAUACGUUUUCGUCGGCUGUUUAUGAUCGUCGCAGCGAGCCUGCGACGUGGAGUCGAUUGACGCCUGCGUUGGCGCAGCGCAUUAAAGAGGAGCUCAAUUCGUACAAGAUGGAGGAGAUGGAAGUGCAUGCUUGUAGUCGGAUGCAUACCCAAUUUUUUAUCUGA